AUGGCUGAUUCCUUGGUGAAUAGUGUUCUGAGCGGGCAGCACCGUAGCAUGCCCAGCAGGGUGCCAUGGGAUGUCGCAUUACCACCACCAUUGUUGGCUGAUGUAUCCAGCGCUGUCCACCAUCACCACCACCACCACCAGGAACACCAUUACCACCACCAGCACCACCAACAACAACAACACGAGGCUCUUUUGGCUGCUGAGAGCCCUGCCCUCAUUGCCUCUACGUCGUCUGUGAUGUGUGAUGCUACUUGCACCUGGAGUGGACAGUUGCCUCCUAAGAUUUACAAAAACCCCAUUUACUCCUGCAAAGUCUUUCUCGGAGGGGUUCCAUGGGAUGUCACUGAAUUAGUUUUGAAGCAGACCUUCAUAGAGUUUGGUAACAUAAAAGUUGAAUGGCCUGGCAAGGAGAGUCUUCAAAUCCCUCAGAAGGGUUAUGUGUACAUAACCUUUGAGCAUGAGAAACAGGUUAAAUCCUUGCUGUCUGCUUGCACCCAAGACUUGAGCAUUGAUGGUAAUUAUUACUUUAAAGUGUCGUCCAGAAGAAUGAAACGCAAAGAUGUGCAGGUGAUUCCUUGGGUAUUAAGUGACAGCAAUUAUGUGCGUUGUCCUUCAUACCAGCUUGAUCCUGCCAAAACGGUCUGUGGUGCUUUGCAUGGGAUGCUAAAUGCUGAGGGACUUGCAAUAAUAAUGACUGACUUGUUUGGUGGUGUUGUUUAUGCAGGAAUUGAUACUGAUAAACACAAGUAUCCCAUUGGCUCUGGACGUGUGACUUUCAACAAUGUGCCUUCCUACAAGAAAGCAGUACGUGCUGCCUUCAUAGAAAUAAAGACUCCAAAAUUCACCAAAAGGUGUAGGAUCUGUACUAAAAUUCAUACUUGUACAUUACGCACGAUGCUCGAACCUAGUUUCUUCGGUGGCCUUGGAGAAUGGCAUUUGCUUUUGCUCUCCUCCUCUCAAGCCGGUUUUUUACCUAAGCCCGUGAUUUCUUUCUCUUGUAUCUUGGAUUCCUCUGUCCAGCCGAAGAAGUCCUGUGAGCAUCAACAUAUUAUGUCCCAGCCUUCCAGGGGUCCUGUGUUCAUGCUUCCACACUUCCUAUAG
Messenger RNA from Macrobrachium nipponense, 1101 nucleotides. Its product is annotated as cytoplasmic polyadenylation element-binding protein 1-like. Lineage: Eukaryota; Metazoa; Arthropoda; Malacostraca; Decapoda; Palaemonidae. The record is from RefSeq and is a predicted model, not a curated record. Gene Ontology annotation, molecular function: mRNA 3'-UTR binding; translation factor activity, RNA binding; mRNA regulatory element binding translation repressor activity. Gene Ontology annotation, biological process: negative regulation of cytoplasmic translation. Gene Ontology annotation, cellular component: neuron projection; cytoplasm; nucleus.